This is a messenger RNA of Fusarium sp. VM40, 1872 nucleotides long. The record is from the annotation of a GenBank genome assembly. NCBI's taxonomy places the organism in Eukaryota, Fungi, Ascomycota, Sordariomycetes, Hypocreales, Nectriaceae.
AUGUCUGACCACGAAGAAUAUGUCCCCCAGACUGGGUACGAUACUCCUGUCCCGGAGCUCGACGACCACCGUCACCGGUCUGCUUCAACCAGGGUUGAGCGUCCUCGUCGCGGCACCUUUGACAGCCUGUACGGUGCCCGUCAAAUCGAACCUGAAGCCGUCUCGCCUCCUGCCAUCCGAGUUCGCGACUUUGAGGAGGCCAUCAUUGACGAAGAAGGCGGUGAUCUUUCUCCCAGCGCUCGUCGCAGCCGCCGACCUACCGUGGACUCUACGGACCGCUCUAUCUCGCCACCUAACUCGGUCAAGGCUUUUGCCCAGGCUCGCCGCCGAGAACGGGACAUGUCAGUCUCUGAAGCCAACAGGCCUGACAUUGAGGAUGUAGUCAGCCGAGCUAUGUCUGUGUCAAGCAAGCGCAGUUACCGAAGCAAGCCCCAUACCAUUGAUAACGAUGGUGCUAGCUUCUCGACCAACAAAACUGCAGAGGAAGAUGUCUGCUUCCCCGUCAAGGAGAGCUACCACAAGGAUCACUUGUACAUCGAUUUCGAUUACCUCGAGAACUUCAUCAACGAGCAGGCGACGGAACGUGCGGCAGAGCGUACGGCCGAGCGCAAUGCUGCCGCUGCCGUCAAGCAGAGCUUUGAGGAUAUGCAAGCUCAGCAGAAUGAAUCACGUCUUCAGCGGAUGGUAACCGUUGAUGGUGAUAUUCUCGAGCCCGUUUCGGAUGAUUCUAUGACACGGGAGAAGACGAACCAGACAGCGCAGACACAUACGGAAGGGUCGAUUGCUGAAAAGCAACCUGCGCCCAUUGAUCCGAAUCGGUUCAGUUUCUUCUCCUCUGCAUGGGAGUCGACUAUCCAUGCUGCCGAUUUCGGUGACCUUGUGCUUCCAGGGGAGGACCUUCGAGGUCUUUUCGAGCUUCCUGAUGAAGAGGAAGAUGGUGUCUGGUGGCUCAAUGUCAACGCAGCUUCCAAGGAAGAGGUCCAAAGCAUUUGCAAGGCCUUUGGUAUUCACCCUUUGACAAUUGAGGAUAUCAUCACCCAAGAAGCUCGCGAGAAGAUUGAACUUUUCCCUUCUUACUAUUUUGCCUGUUUCCGUUCCUUCUCAGUUGUUGAGGAGCCUGAUGGCAUCGAGUAUGAGGCUUUUAACACAUAUGUCAUUGUGUUUAGAGAGGGUACUCUGAGUUUCAGCUUUGAGCCGAACUCGCAUGCUGCUCAGGUUCGCAAGCGAAUCACUGCCCUUAAGGACUACGUCUCUCUCAGCAGCGACUGGAUCUGUUAUGCUUUGAUUGACGACAUUGUCGAUUCUUUCGGCCCUGUCAUCCGACAAAUUGAGCUUGAAGCGGAUGCUAUCGAGGACGAGGUGUUUGUCAUGCGUGAGGAUGACUCGAACUCGUUUCUGCGUCGUAUUGGCCGAGUUCGCAAGAAUUGUUUGGCUCUGCUUCGUCUUCUCGGUGGAAAAGCAGAUGUCCUCCGUGGUUUCACAAAGCGAUGCAACGAGAACUACAAAGUCACACCACGCAUGGACAUCGGAAUGUACCUGGGCGAUAUCCAGGAUCACGUUGUGACCAUGGCCACCAACUUGGGUCAUUUCGAGAAGAUUCUGUCCCGAGCGCACAGUAACUACCUCGCGACAGUUUCUAUCAACAGCAUCGCGCAGGGAACGCACACCAAUGAGGUUCUUAGCAAGAUCACCUUCUUGGCUUCGAUCCUGGUUCCUCUGAACCUGGUCAGCGGUGUCUUUGGAAUGAACGUGCCCGUUCCGUUUGCGACCGUUUCCCCAGCCAACCUGGCUCCGUUUUUCAGUAUCAUAGGGUUCAUGGCCUUUUUAUGUAUCUUGUUUAUGGCAUUGGCACGUUGGAAGCGUUACAUCUAG